Messenger RNA from Alternaria atra, 1146 nucleotides. RefSeq lists its product as uncharacterized. The transcript has 2 exons. The record is from RefSeq and is a predicted model, not a curated record. NCBI's taxonomy places the organism in Eukaryota, Fungi, Ascomycota, Dothideomycetes, Pleosporales, Pleosporaceae. The coding region runs from base 1 to 1146 and encodes 381 amino acids.
AUGCCGGCUGAACGACGAGCUUUUACUGCGACCAGACCUGUCAAGACUGAGCGUACUCACGGAGAGAAUCAAGAGCGUGCCUACAUUGCGGCUUCGCGACGCAGUGACCGCAGCUUGGAGGCGCGCAUAGAGUCUGCGCGUCGAGCUUCUGAAAUUCACAAGAAGCGCACUGGACGCGCUCUUCGCGUCACUGAGCAGGAUGUCAUCAAUGAAGAAAUGUACGAGGAAGAGGAUGAUGAUUUGCCAACGCAGUACCAGCGUCUUAAUGCCCAUCUGCACACGACGUCAGUCAUGUUUUACAAGAAGCUUCACGACUACAUCGCGACUCAGCAUGGUGUGAGAAACAUGUUCAUGAUGCAGUACAACAACCCUCAGUUUCAGCAAUUUGGUGGUCAAUUUUCGCCGAACACUGGUGCCAUGCCGCAGGCGAACACCUGGCUGAACCCAUCCAUGCUUCCACCUCAGCAGUUCAACCAAUCCUCUCCUCAGCAGGGUGUGCACCAGCAGUCGCAGCCGUUCAGCCCCAAUGGCGCUCAGCAGCAGCAAGAUUUCCGGCAGUCACCGUACCAAAUUCCUCAGAGAACCAACUCACAUCAACGCUCGCUCUCCACUCAGUUACCGUCUGCAACCGGAACCUUCGAUUCAUCCCCCCAGUCAGCACCCGGCGACAUUACAACACCGCAGGAUUCGUUUAGAAGGAUGUCUUUGUCACCACAUGCGCUUGAGCAGCAGUCGCAGUCGGGAUUGUCCGCACAAACGCGCCCUGCAUUCUCGCGAUCGUCCACUUCACAGUCCUUUCAUUCAUCCAUGUCGGCUCAGACGGCUUCACCAGCGACAGUUACGGGUACUGCAACGCCUCAUCUGCACAACGAGAACGAUAAGGCCACAUCCUACCCUCAUAGCCCGGCGGGCUAUCCAUUCAGUUCGCAUAUGUUGAGCUCCAACCCGCUGACUGUGUCGUUGCCACCUGAGUCACAGCAGCUGAACGGGUCAGCGCUUGAUCCCAACGACCCGCACACCGCCAUGUUCAUGGCCGGCAGUGGGAACCUUGCCCAGCGGUUCGCUACGACGUACAAUUACAACCCGAAUUACUCGGGUAAGGCUGGACUGAUGUCGAUUGCGGACGACACACAGUGUGUCCAAUAA